AUGGAAGCCGUCAUCAAAGGCAUCCUUCAUAGCCCAACCUUGCAGGAAAAUGUCAAGAGGACCGCUAUCAUCAAACUGCUCACACAGAUUGCAACACUCGACAAGCCUGACGCUUCCAUUUUGCUGGACCUUGGCCUGGAACUGAAAGCAGCACACCAAAAUGCACUCGAGAACCAGACUGGAGAUCGCAUCCUUCUCGCUGUAAGCACCGCCCAUCGUGAUCUCUUUUGGGCCCGCUCUCACAACGACUGGUUUGAAAACCUAGUAUCGGACACUAACACUAAGCAGGACUAUGCCAGGAACAUUCCACUUGUCAUAUCCGUCGCAAGACGAAAAGAAGCGAUAACUUUGACGGAGGAGGAGAAACAGGAUUUUGAGAAGGAUAUGGCGACUCUGCAGGCAUUUGCGGAGAAAACCUGUAUUCAUGCUACACCACCGCUAGAAUACCCAAUACAGUGCCUCUUUAUUGCCAUGUUCGUCGCACUGCCAGCAACACGGCCCUUUGCCACGAGCAAUUACAUCGAGUUUCUGGUGGAUCAUCUUGCAAAUAUGCCGAUUUUAUCUGCCUCAGAAUCCCAAGGUGACUUGUUGCCUUCCAAGAACGCUAUCUCAUUGCUCCAGCAAUGCUGGGAAAACGUGCCUGACAAUGUGAUCAUGACGAUAUCCCACCUGUUCUUAAAUCUUGCGAACGAUGAGCGAGAGUGCUCGAUUGGAGCGGGGUACAUACUCCAGGCCAUCCCUGGGACCUAUACAUCCGUUGUUGACCCCUUCAUCCAAAACUUGGACUCAACGGCUCUAUGGCGGCUCAAAUUUACAGUGCAGAGGCUGAUUAACUGGCUUGUGUCGAUUGACUUACCAGGAAUUGGCAUUUGGAUUGUUGCGAUCAUGGAAAGCCUUGCAUCACGCGGAGAGUUCAUCUUGCUCCGAGAGCUGGCGGACCAAAAUGCCUACAAAAUCGCGAGACAGCUUCCUUUUAAAGCACGUAGAAACGAUGUACUGCUGGUUCUGAGAUUCAUGCUUCUCGGCUACUAUCAUUCGCCGGUCCUGUUCCAUAAUAUCGUUCAGGGACUUAUACCGUUGCUCGUUUCAUGCAGGAAAUCAUCGGUAUGGUAG
This is a messenger RNA of Gamsiella multidivaricata, 1113 nucleotides long. RefSeq lists its product as uncharacterized. The transcript has 10 exons. The coding region runs from base 1 to 1113 and encodes 370 amino acids. Lineage: Eukaryota; Fungi; Mortierellomycota; Mortierellomycetes; Mortierellales; Mortierellaceae. The record is from RefSeq and is a predicted model, not a curated record.